This is a messenger RNA of Cryphonectria parasitica EP155, 555 nucleotides long. RefSeq lists its product as uncharacterized. NCBI's taxonomy places the organism in Eukaryota, Fungi, Ascomycota, Sordariomycetes, Diaporthales, Cryphonectriaceae. The record is from RefSeq and is a predicted model, not a curated record. The transcript is spliced from 2 exons. Bases 1 to 555 code for a protein of 184 amino acids.
AUGGCCGGAUACUCCCUCGUCGAGGCCACCACCACCUUGGUCAACGAACAGGCUUACAUCUACAUGCUCGUAAAGUCGAGCACAGGCAAGCUUGACCAAGCUUACGUUCCCAUCCCCCGGGACGACCUCAAGGGCGCCGCCAAAGCCUCCAUCAAGGCUUACAAGGCCAAAGUCCCCAAGGCCAAGCGCCUCUUCUACCGUUGUGUGUUGGGGAAGAAGACACAGGUGUCGAUGGUCACUUUGGCCAAGACCACCAAUAGCCACAUGGCCAACGGUCACGGGUACCGUCCCGUCAUCAAAACUGAGACCUCGGACCCCAUCAUGACGGAUGCGAUGGACAACCUCGACGGCCUCAACGAGGUCGAUCCCGACGAGUUCUUCGAACUCUAUAAGAAUGCCAUCGGCAGCGGGGAGGGUCCCCGCAACGCGGCUCUCCUGAUCCAUCUCGCAGAUGGGAAUAAGGUCGCUCUCAAGGUUAUUGGUGGCGCUCUCACCACUGCCGCCGGUGCCACCAUCAAGUGGCUGGCAGACAACAUCAUGGGCAACAUGAAUUAA